GCAUACUUCUACAAUUACAUAACUGUAUUUUUCAUUAUUUUUUUCUCCUUACAGGGAUGUGUUGUCAUGUGAUGAGCUUAUCUCAGGAUUAAAUAGUUUUAUCUAGGAAUAAUCAGACUUACGGAUUGCCACUUUUUUUUGUUGUUUUCUGUUUCGGUAAAAUGUCGUCGAUGCUGUAGACUGUGGUCAAUGUUGAUUUUCAAUAUGUGUUUAUUAAGAACUGGACCUCAAAUAGGGAACAGCCAUGAAGGAAUGUGAAAUACGCAGCUGUGUUUGUGAUAAUGCAGUUCCAAGAAGCAAUGCCAUCAUGGCCAGUCAAGUGCAUGCAAAUCCUGUGUAUGUUAAAUGGUUUUUGGAUGCUAUUAGAAAAAUUAAACAUCAAAAACAAAGACCAUCACUUGACAGAAUAUGCAAUGCAGUACGUCAGUGUCAUAAAGUUACCAAGGAUUUACUUGUGGAGCAGCUUGAAUUGGCUGUAUCUGAUGGUGCAAUCCUUAAGGUUUUCAACAAGGGAAUGUGUUCCUACAAAGACCCCACUCGGAUGUCCGAGCUGAAAAGCCGCACUGUUAAAGUGACAAGGAAUACAGAUGUGUUCAAGUUGUUUCAGAAAGCUGUAAGAGAGCUUGGUGAAUCCGGUGGAUCUACUUUGCGUUCAAUAGAAAAAUAUAUAAAACAAACCCACAAUCUUCAGAUAGCAUCAGGUGUAGACUUCACUAAACAACUCCAAAUAGCUGCCAAGAAAGCUAUUGCCAGUGGUCAUUUAAUUCAGGAUGGUCGCUGGUAUAGGUGCAAUAAAAAAGGUGCAAAUUUUAUUGGAGAAAAUUCAGAAAAUGGGCAGAAAUGUAAAACAGAAUCUAAUAACACACAGUCCUGUAGUGGAAAUAGAGCAACUUCUAAUUUUUUGCAUCAUAAGAAGGUUUCCCAAAUUCCGAUAUGUAGUUUUUGUCAAGGUACUGCUAGUAGCAAUAGAAAUGGAGUUUCUGAAGAACUGUUAUCUUGUGUUGAUUGUGGCAACAGUGGCCAUCCUUCCUGUUUAAAAUAUUCAGCUGAGCUGACAGCUCAGAUACAGAAUACAAGGUGGCAAUGUAUUGAAUGCAAAACUUGCACAUUUUGUCACAGAAGGGAUCAAGCUGAAAACUUGUUGUUCUGUGAUGCCUGUGAUCAAGGGUUUCAUAUGGGUUGCUUAAAGCCACCUUUGACUAAAAUGCCAAAAGGUUAUUGGAGUUGUAAGUCUUGUGUGAAAAGAAAUAGAUUAAAAAAGAAACGGUCAAAAUAUGUCCAUGAAAUGGCAGUCAGUGUGAAGCAACGCUACAAAAAACGCAGCAAUAGCAAACUAAAUUUAGGAACAUCCUCAUGUAAAGGAUUACAUCCUCUCUCUAUCUGUGAUCAAACUCAUAGUGAUUUCAAAAAUUCCACACACCAAAGACCAUCUGGUUCCCGAAUUUCACAGAAGCAAGUUAGUGGUGAUAAAAGAAAAUCAGAAGAAGAACAAAUAUCAUCAAAUGUUCCUUGUAAUGGUACUACACCAUUUUCUUCAUCUUCUCAAUCUUCCACUGAUGAUGGAAUAAAACUUUCUGAUAGUAAAGAUUCCAUAAAUGAUGUAUCCAAUAAUGAAAUGCCAAACCAAAUAUCAGUAAUAUUAAAUAAUUCAUCACUUCCUUGUAAACCAAAGGGUCUAAUUGAUGGCCUCAGUAAAUUUUUCACUCCAUCAAACAAAAGAAAGAGUAGAGUUGUUAGCACUGAUGAACCAUCAACUUCAGUGGCCAGUAUCAAUCAUCAACAAUCUAUCCAAAAACCCGAAGAUCAAACAUUAAGGCGAAAAAAUGGACAAUUGUUACCAGAAAAAGAUAUUGCAAAUAUCAAAAUCUCUACAACUAACAAUAAAUCUCAAGAACUGUGCCAAUUAUCCAUAUCUUCAUCUUGUGGAUUAAAUAAUCAGUCAUUAUUAAGGCUUAGUCCACCUUCUUUCAUAUCAUCAAUGUCAUCGUCAAGUACUUCUUCUUCUUCAUCAGCGUCUACGUCAUUAUCAGAAACUUCAUUGAAACAUGGAGGUAGUGGACAGUUAAAGAGUCUUUUCGAUGGACUUUCUCAUCUUUAUACUACACCUAGUGAUUCUCGAAAACGUGAUAAAACGACUGCACCCAAUUAUGCUCCUCCAAAACGGUUGCGGAAAGCUCUGUCCACGGACAGUGUUAGUGAUAUAGUUACAGUGUCAUCUGGUCUUUCUCAAGGAGCCAAAAAAGGCAUACCUCAAACAACAAUGGUACAGCCUUUGACUGAAAAGACAAAAUCCAUGACAUCAGGAAAUCCUCCCAAAGAAGAAAAUACAAUUAACACCACACAACUUAAUGUUCAUCCUUCCUCACAGUUUUCUGCUACACCAACAUCAUCUCAAGGACCACAAAAGAAAUCUUCUUCACCUAUUCAGGCAGCUUCAAAUCUAAGUCCAUUACACUCAUCAUCAAAUCAUUUGCCAGCUGUGUCAAAUGCAAAUACUGAUUCUGCUUUGUCAAAUCCUUCAAUGGAUACAUCCUACAAAAAGAUGAAAAAAUGUUAUAGAUUUUAUGAUGAUUUAUUCUCUCUUCCACCAAAACAACAAUUACGGGGAGUGAGUGAAAAAGAUAUUUUAUUAUUUAGAAAGGCUCAGGAAGCUGCUAUGAAAGUAAUUGGACAAAAUAUAUUGCCAACAGAUGUUCAAACAAGACAUCCAACUGUGAUUGAAUUUGGAAAAUAUGAAAUUCAGACGUGGUAUUCGUCUCCUUAUCCUCAGGAAUAUUCUAGGUUUGUUGAGAGAUUUUAAUAUUUAAACAGUUUAAUUUAUAAUACUUUAAAAAUGAAAAUGCAACAUGUUUAUUCAAAUUUCAAAACAAAAACAAAUGAAUAAUUUAAUAGAUUGACAAUUUAAAUAUUUUAAAUCUCAAAACACCAAGAGUUUCUUUUGAAUUUAAAUGGCAUAAAUUUUAAUAGACCAGAAUAUUGUAUAUCCAAGCUAUCUAAAUCCCCAACUUGUACUGGAAUAAAAUAAUAAUUCUGAGAAUGUAGAAUUCUCUAUUGAGUAUAACUCACUUUUCACUCACUUGGUUUUCUUUAAUAAAAUAGAAUGAAAUC
Centruroides sculpturatus (bark scorpion) is the source of this 3108-nucleotide messenger RNA. Its product is annotated as histone acetyltransferase KAT6A-like. The record is from RefSeq and is a predicted model, not a curated record. NCBI's taxonomy places the organism in Eukaryota, Metazoa, Arthropoda, Arachnida, Scorpiones, Buthidae. Gene Ontology annotation, molecular function: DNA binding. Gene Ontology annotation, biological process: nucleosome assembly. The transcript is spliced from 10 exons. The coding region runs from base 245 to 2800 and encodes 851 amino acids. Gene Ontology annotation, cellular component: nucleosome.